AUGUCUGCCGAUCACGAAGGAGACAGUCAUAUGCUGUCUUCAUCAGAAUCUUCACCGGAAGUCGAGACUCCUCAGAAACAAAUCACAGCCGACCCCGCUACGCUCUCGCCGCCUGCGUCACAGGCUCGCGGCGGCAUGACUUCCGGCGCAACCGCAUUCGGCGCAUCCAUUGCCAAUUCCAACGGCAAACGACCAUUGAACACAAUCAGCAACGAGAUCGACGACGAACGCGAAGAGCUUGAUAGCAUGGCCAACAACGCCAAAAAGCGACAGGACUUUCCGACGAAGACCCAUCAGCGGAGCGGGUACACUUGGUCGCGCGCCGAGGACGAGCCUGGCUUCUCCUGGUUGAACGUGAAGGCAGUGGACGAGGCUGCGCGUGCAUGGGAGAAUCUGUGUCACAAAGAGUUUAUGAUCAAGAAUCGCUACGGAGAUAUCUUCGACAUGGUGGACAAGGAAAAGGCCAAGAUUGACAGAGCCAGCAAGCCGCAAUGA
This is a messenger RNA of Dissoconium aciculare CBS 342.82, 495 nucleotides long. RefSeq lists its product as uncharacterized. Lineage: Eukaryota; Fungi; Ascomycota; Dothideomycetes; Mycosphaerellales; Dissoconiaceae. Bases 1 to 495 code for a protein of 164 amino acids. The transcript has 3 exons. The record is from RefSeq and is a predicted model, not a curated record.